GUCAAAUUUUUGUUUCUCAUUUAAUAGACAUAAUUUUUAAACUAUAGGAUAAUAUUUCAUGUUAUUGUAAUAAAUUCUUUUUGCAUGAAUUAUACCAUGUUUGAUAUAUUGUUUUAUAUUUUUAAAUUAAUAUCAUUCUUUAUUUAAAUUUGAUAUUCUCAUAGUAUAUGUGAUGCUAAUGGCUACACGUAUCGAUUUUCUGAAGGAACUCUUAAAGGAAACACUGACCACGCACAAUGUUGUGCAACGUUUCUACAUAUGUAUAUUAUGUCCGUUUCAAAUAUCUACAAGUGAUUAUUUCAGUAUCAGAAAUGCAAAGAAAUGUUUCAGAUAAAAGUUAUAUGGUAUCAAGAGGGACAUAUCAUGAUGACUUUGACCUUGAAAUAUCGUUAGAGAAUUUGAUGAAGGUCACAUUUAAGCUUUCAAAGACCUCUAUAUUUUUUUAUUGCAUAUUCUUAUAGCUCAUAUUAACGUUUUAUGUUUCAUUCACAUAAUACAUACUGCAAUUACCAUUAAGAACAUUUCCUAACAUGAACAGAAAAUUAAUUAGUUAAUAUUAUUAAUAAUAAAAUGCACAUACUGGUUAACUCAGAAAUUUUUAAUUACAAUCAAAACGUCACUAUUUUUCAGUUGAACUAUAUCCUAUUUUAUUGAUUGUAUAUAUGUACCUACAUUACAUCUGUUGAUCACACCCAAAAUAGUGUCUAUUAUUUUUAGUUUUUUAUUUCAAAACAUCCUUAAAAAAUAUUUUGCCUGUUAGUUAAUACUUCAGUUAAUUUUUUUAUGUUCUUUAAUAAUUCAAUUUUAUUUGCACAAAGGUAUUCUUUUACUGAAAUGGUAGUGAAAUUGUUGAUAGUAAAGAAUAUAAUUUAAAAACUAUUAUAAAUUGAUGGAUUUAUCACUACUUAUAUAGAAUUAUUAUUAUUAUUAUCAUUGUUGUUGCUUAGUCCGUGCCUUUUGGCUUUGGACGAACUUUCGGUUUUACAUCUCUCAUGACUAAUUCUUUUUUUAUAUAUCUACCUCCCCUCUUUUCCACUCUAUUCUAUUGCACUCCCUUAGUUAUUCUAUUCUCUAAAAACUAAAACUAGGAACUACAAAUGACUAAACCACUAAUGACUAAAAACUAUUGCAACUUUGGGCUUUAGUCUCCUUGCUGUGCAUCCUUCCUGUCGUUUGCCCUUCUCUUCUCUAUUAUUGCUUUCAGUUUUGCUAAACCUUCUCUCGUCUCAUUUAAUGUUUUUCCUAUGUCCUUUGGUCCUCCCGUUAUUUCGCAUUCUUCUAUUACAUGCCUCAAGUCUUCUUCAUUCCUUUUACAUAGUCUGCAUCUUUUUUCUCCCUCUUCCUUCCAGUAUUCCCUUGCUUUGGUCUUGUUUCCACAUUUGAAUCUUGCCAGUAUUCUUCUGUCUUUCCACUUCAUCCUCCCUUCUAGGUACACUUUGGUAAUUUUUCUUUGGCUAUAUUUCCGUAGUGUAUAUUAAAUUUGGAUUCCCUUAUCCUUUUUUCCCUCUCUUCUGCUUCUCUCUUUCUUCUUUCUUCUUAAUCUGAUCUGCUGUCAUCCUUUCUUGCUCCUCUCUUACUUUUAUCUGCGUUCCUCCCUUUCUCACCUCUUCUAGUCCCUUCUUUCUCUUUCUUGCUCUUUUCCCUUCAUGGCCAUUUUCCCAGUUUCUCUCUCUUUCCUUUAUACACCCCUUUACUAAUUCCUUUUUUGAUUUUAGGGUCUUCUCUUCGUAUUUUGCUGCUCAUUUUAAUGUUUUUUCUUUUAUUUUAUAUAGAAUUAUCUGAAGUUAAAUAUUAAAGCUAAAAAGAUAUUGGAUUCGAGUCAUUUGUAUAAUUAUCUACUUAUUUUUUCAAGUUUCAACAAAUUUCGUUUUGCGCGUGCUUGCAAAUUUUCUAGACGCUUAUCCGUUCGAUUGGAGCGCCUCUACAUAUUACGGUCAUGUUGAAAAAUACUGCAGUCUGUUCUGAACAGUGGUCGUAUUAGUGCAUCUAUCACAAAGUAACCAAAUAUUGAGAUUAUAAUAACAUUAAAUCACGAAAAAUUGAAAAACCUCAAUUAAUCUAAUUUACUUGAAUUAGUCAGAAAUCUACGAAUCUAAAUGUCUCUAGAACAACUUUGUCCCAAUUUGUGGGAAAAUUUGGAGCGUGCUAUUUUAGAUUAAAAUUUGCUCCAUGGAAUUAUUCCAGGAACUCUGGUUCUAAGAAUUAUGCGCACGUCCGAUUUUCUAUCACGUAGAUCGAAUUUAAAGUUUCCGACGAAAAAUUACAGACCAUGGUAUGAACUCUUGCGUAAAGGAGAAGAGGGUGUAUCAACCGUGUUAGCUAACAGAGACGAAUUCCGUGUGGAUUUAGACGUGCAACAAUUUGCACACGAAGAAAUCAAUAUUAAAGUCGUAGACCGUUUUGUCACUGUCGAAGCAAGUCAUGAAGAAAGGGAAGAUGAACAUGGUUGGAUCUCCAGACAGUUUACGAGGAAAUACAUAAUUCCAGAACAGUGCGAUAUCGAUCAAGUUUCCUCGAAACUUUCAUCGGACGGCAUUCUUUCGAUCAUUGUACCGCGCAAACAAAAAUUAACUUCGGAUAGCGGAAGGGUGAUUAACAUCGAACGGACCGGUAACUCUGUAUGCGACAUGCAGAAAGAAGAAAACAAGGAGAAGGAGGAGGAGGCGCAGGAAAAUUAA
Bombus terrestris (buff-tailed bumblebee) is the source of this 2678-nucleotide messenger RNA. RefSeq names its product protein lethal(2)essential for life. Gene Ontology annotation, molecular function: protein folding chaperone. The record is from RefSeq and is a predicted model, not a curated record. NCBI's taxonomy places the organism in Eukaryota, Metazoa, Arthropoda, Insecta, Hymenoptera, Apidae. Gene Ontology annotation, biological process: response to heat; protein refolding.